AUGAGUGAUGACCGUGAUGUUCGUAGACGAACCAUAGGGAUUUCUAUGGAAGAUUCUUCCGAUGAUUCUUCAAGCACAGUCACACGAAAAAGUAAACGAAAAUCACGUAUUACUCGCUUACUCACUUCAAUUAGGUGGAUUGUUCUGUCAAGUUUAGUGUGUUGGCUAUUUGAUGUACCGUCUAGUGUACAAUUCAUUUUGUCAUUGGACGGGUGGGCUAGAAAUCUCUUUUACCUCUCUGGUAUAUCUUUGUCUAUUACCUUCUUGAUUUUCCUUUACCUAAAUUUCUAUCUCCCGUACAUAAAACAUACUCCACCACCGAACUAUCGAUUAUGGAAUCGUGAUGAAACCUUAAAAAAAUAUAUACCCAUAGCUACUGUAACAAGUACUCUCGGUAUAUUGGGAUUUAUUAUUAGUUGUUGGAAGAUUUGGGGAUUCUUUUCUCCUCUGGUGGUUUCGGGUAUGUUGAUGGGUAUUGUAGGAAUAAUGAAUCUUUUUGGAUAA
This is a messenger RNA of Acaulospora morrowiae, 504 nucleotides long. Lineage: Eukaryota; Fungi; Glomeromycota; Glomeromycetes; Diversisporales; Acaulosporaceae. The record is from the annotation of a GenBank genome assembly.